Orbilia oligospora ATCC 24927 is the source of this 5079-nucleotide messenger RNA. RefSeq lists its product as uncharacterized. The coding region runs from base 1 to 5079 and encodes 1692 amino acids. Gene Ontology annotation, biological process: early endosome to Golgi transport; intra-Golgi vesicle-mediated transport. Gene Ontology annotation, cellular component: TRAPPII protein complex. NCBI's taxonomy places the organism in Eukaryota, Fungi, Ascomycota, Orbiliomycetes, Orbiliales, Orbiliaceae. The record is from RefSeq and is a predicted model, not a curated record. The transcript has 3 exons.
AUGGACGGCUCGACGUCCAAAGUCACUGUCACCUACUGGGACCCCUCAUCAGUCUUUCCACUAUUCUCACCAGACAUCAAAGGGAGACUACCUCUAAGGCACUUGCAUUGGAAGUCGCCAUCUAGGCCUCUCAGGUCUAUAAAUUCGCUCUAUGUCGACUUUAUACCCGCUGUACAACCCCUGAUAACCACGACCACAGCUACAUCCUCCGAAGACCCUGCUACUUCCCCAUUCACAAGGCAGUCGCCGUCGCUAUACACUACUCCUUCAACUCUCCCCAGGUCUGGAAGCACAGAUGGAGCUGUAUCUCCCGUGUCUCCUCCUCCUCUUCCUGCGCCAAAGAUUGUCGCAAAUGCAGUCGGACGUCGAAGAUCUUCUACUCCAAACCUCAAUACCUUUAUGCGUAGAACGACUCUUGGAGACAUCCCAAUCAGAGAACGGCGUCAUCAAAUACCCGGCCUUCGCCAGACUUCCUACUUGAAAAUAUUCUUCCUCCGUUGCGACGAUAAUGAUGCUUAUAGAAAUACCGCUCGAAAAGAGUUGAAGGAAUGGAUUGCUGCUAAUUGUACCCCAACAUCUUCAACAUCGGGCUCAAGCUCUAGUUCGUCCAAAAACGACAAUCACGAUGCCUUCGAAUGGAUGAUAGUACAUGUGGUCCUGCCGGGGACACCUGCUGCUAGCCAGCCGCGCAUGACGGGUCAAUCUAGCUCUUCUCUCAAUUCCAAUGCCUCCAAUCCAGAACCAAGCAAUAAGUCUCGUUUUCAGUUUAAAUCCAGUACUACUAUCCUCGAGAAGCUUAAGAGUGACUUCGGCUCGACAUCGAAAAAGUCACUUCCCAGAAUUGUUCAAAUACGACUGUCCCACCCCCAGCCUUCCCCACCGCCAGGAGCUGCCGCAACUGCCACUCCGAUUCCUACACCGGCCGAAAAAGAUGCUGAUUAUGGUCUUUUGAUCUCUCAUAUGAAAUCGCUGAUCCUGACGAGCUUCGACCUCCGAGUACAACAGUACGAAGAUGAUAUAUUAGCGAGGAGUAACCAGCAACACCUACCAGGAUGGAACUUCUGCACGUUCUUCGUGCUUAAGGAGGGCCUUGCUGGGGCAUUCGAAAGUGUAGGGCUGAUAGAAGAUGCCUGGGCGAUAUACCAGGAACUUGCCGUCGCCGGUGAAAGCAUCAUUGUCGGUGAAGAGGCGGACAGGGAGGGAGGCAAGACGUUCCUAGGCUGGAGUGGCGAAGUUGUCAAAACAAUCGUGGAAGAGGGCAGGAAAUGGCACAACCAUCAAGCUGAGAAAUUGAAAUCUGGCUCUCAGGCCUCUUUAGCAGUUCCAGGGACGCCACCAUCCAGUGAUCUCGAUCAAAUGGGCGAAAAAGAAGAUUUCAAUGAUGCUAGUAUCCUAUCAUCUGCCCGCAAGCCAUAUAGAGAACUCAUCUUAUCUAACAAUAUCUCUGUUUUUGACUUUUUAUCCUAUUGUUUCGCACGGCAGGCGUCGCUUCUGCUUCGCCUAGCCGCAACUAUACCUACUAAUCGAUCCAGUGUCGGAUCUCAACCAUCCACAAAUGAUGCAUCUUAUUCAUUCUUUGACCCUACUGCUGGGCUCGCAGAAUCAGCGGUAGGGGGGGCGUUGCCGAGGGAAGGUGAAGCAGGCUAUCUUACUGAAGUUGUCAAAAAGGGAAUUGAGUUCCUUCGCACAGGUUCAGCGGUCUUGCGGGCUGAAUUAUAUCGCGGUUGGGAAAGCAUGCAAGCAGACCUCGAACAGAUCAAAAAGUCAGAGGCUGCGUCGAAUGAGGAGGCAGCAGUCACGGUCAGCACGCCGGAAGAAACUGAAGCUAGGCAAAAGGUCCAACAGGAUAAAUUCGAUCUUACGUUUCCAGCCGUAAAGGCUUUUAUUGAUAAUUACAUAGCCUCCUUCGUUGUGAACGGGGUCAUGCAACUUAUUGAUGCCACAGAUCACAAAAGUGUCCCACAUCUUGAUUGGAAGGACUUAUUAUUAUUGGAGGCGAAAAGCCCGCCCCCAACACCUAGCAUCACACAAGCAUGGGUGCCAGGCAGUACGACGAAUAAUAAGGAUAUGCCUCCGGAUUCUAUCCCACCUAGAACUGCGACAAUAUACUCUACGGAGAUUGAAGAAAAGAAGGGACCUACGGUCUCCGAGGGCCUAACAGCAACUGAAGAACUUGCUUUUUUCAGGGCUGAAGUACUCAUGCUUGCCCGUGGGGUAGUCGUUGAGAUAGCUGGUAACCGGUGGCGCAGUUCCCAAGAGAAGCUCCAUCCAGCCCCAAAACACCAGGAAGCCAGUGCACCCGACAAUGGCAGUAUGGUGGACGUCAAUCUUAACGAUACAGAAAGUGUGGCCUCCACUCAUAAAUCCGAAGAAACACUAGAAAAGGAUGACUGGGUUUGGUUAUGGGGUAUCAGGGCGGGUAUGCUACGGCAUGCUCUCCUUAGUGAUACCGGGUUCCUAGCUGUCUACGAACGUAUGACGGAAACUGCUGUGAAAUUGUUCUCCCUUGCCAAGCGUGUCAAGAGUACCGAACGGACCCUCGCCGAAAUCGCGUGCAUCAAAUACUAUCGCAAAGAUUUUGCGGCUGCAGCACAUUACUUUUCGAAACUAGCACCAUCAUACACAUUACAACGGUGGGCACUAGUCGAAGAGAAUCUGCUGAUGAUGUAUGCGGACUGUCUUAAAAAGAUGGGGCGAGAUGAGGAGUUUGGUAAAGUCAUCUUAGUACUGCUAAGGAAGAGAGCGGAGCAAGAGAAACGGCGAUGGAGGACCCAAAGAACCAGCAUGUUAUUCCUUAAUGGUGUUAUUCGGAUUGAUGGGGAUGAAGGAUUGGGUUUACUACCCGGAAUGCAGGAAGUGAGCAAGGUUGUUGAGCCCACCGACCUCAAGUUUGAUGAAUUUUGGACAGAUGUCGAGGUGGAGACAUGCCCAGAGUUUGAAGGUGAGGGAGACGGGAAGGGAGGCUUCAAAUGGUCUGUCGCAGUGAAUUGUAGGUGGCUUCUGACUCACAGCGUCACCAUUAAGAGUGCCACUAUGAAAAUCUCCAUUGCCGAUGAUAAGGCCAAAAGCAUUGCUGGCAUCGCAAAGGAUAUACAGCUCGUGACUGAAGGAGAAGUUGGGAUCAAGAGGGGCAAAAACAGAGUCGUCUUUGUCGCCGACACCUUCUAUGCUGGAACGUAUGAGAUCCUUUCCAUGGAUAUCAACGUGAAUAAUUUGACCUUCAAGCACAAAUUCAAACUAGACCUUCCUCUACCUGGGGAAAGUAUUUCCCCGUCAGCUUUGAAAAAACUGGAGCCACCCAAAAUUAUUCUUUUCCAGGCACCGGAGACAUUCUAUAUCGGUCUCAACUCGCCAAAAUUGAUACAGUUGGACAAACUUCGAACAAUCGAAGUUGAGAUUAAUUCUGGUAAUACCGUUGUCGAAAGGGUUGAAAUGAAAAUAAAGAGCUUAACGGCUGGGCUGAGACUACUUGUCAGUGAUAUACAAGUGGUAAACAACGCUGACGGGGAACAAAAUGUGGAUAACAUAACGCUGGAUCUGGAUGAGGCCGGCCUAAUAAAACUCGGAAGCAAGGCUGAGGUCAAGAAACUGGGAAACCUUUUACUUCGGAUUCCUUAUAAGAGUGAUGGAGAUCUGAACGAGCUCUCCGUCCGACUAGAGGCGAAUCUUACAACUGAGACCACGGAAUACAAAUACGUCACGACUCCUUCUGUGCCCGUCGCCCUACCAUUGAGUGUCAAUGUGCAGGAUAUAUUCACCCGCGCGGCCCUCUUCAGCAAAUUCCAGGUUUCUACUGUAAACCACCUCCCUUUACGGAUUGUCCGAACGGAGCUUGAAGGUAGCAAAGCGUUCCGUACAUCGACAGGAAUUGGUUGCCAAGAUCUGAAUGAAGGCAUUGUGGUUUAUACAAAACAGCCUGCUGCUUUCACUUUCAAGACCACGAGAAUAUCCGGAGGAGAGCAAUUUUCAGGUGACAAUUUGUACUUGAGAGUGAUGUGGAGAGGCAUUGGUGACGAAAUCAUGGUAGCAGUGAAUACCGUCUUCGCCGCCCACCUAGCCUCUGCCGGCUACGGUAGAUAUCAGCGUCUUCUCACUCCCACCCUCGAAGAAAUCGUGGAAGAUUUAGGUAAAUCGGAUAUCGAACGCGCAGCUCUCCUUGGAGCAGUCAAACUUCCUCCGUUUGAUGCCGAAUCGUGGGCAGAAGCCUUCGCUGGCGUACACUGCAAAAAUUCCGAGAGGACAAAUGUUGCUCAGGUUGUCGAGAAAUUCUUCGACAUUUGGGGCGGAAGGAAAAGGAUACCACUAUUGUCACCUCUCAGGACUUUUGGGAAACAGGAUGCUGAAGACGACGAUGAAGAAAACAAACAGCAAACGCAACGGCUUGAUGGUAUCGCUAGGACAAUCAUUAUUCCGGUUGAAAUCCCAGCGUUACAGUGCCUUGCGACGGCAAAAUUACAAAUGCGUGAUGUCAAAAACGGUGGUUCUAGCGGGCCAAAGAUGGUGAGAGUAGGGGAAGUUAUCAAAGCAGUUUUAAAAAUAGGUAUCAGUAGAUGUUGGGAUCUUGGAACCGAUAGAGAGAGAAGGAGUGCAAACGUUCCCGACAAUCUGAGGUUCUAUUAUGAGAUGAAUACUGCGACAAACUCAGAUCCCGGGAGUGGCAGAAGAGAGAGCAAAGGUGAUGAGUGGUUAGUGAAUGGACGAAGAAGGGGUGUGUUUGAAUAUUCAUUUAUGAAAGAGUGCGACGAAGAAGCAACCGAAACAGGGGAUAAAGAAGUGGAGUUCGAGCUGUUACUCGUUCCACUUAAACCUGGCUUUUUGCUUGUUCCUAGUAUUGAGGUUAGGGCUCUUCCAUAUAUACCUGUUAACCCAACAGGGGAUACAGAGGAGGAAGAAAACUUCACAGUCACCUGCGAGACGGAUUACAGAAGCGCAAGCGAAGGAGUUCUAGUGGUUAGUGAAGUUGAAGAGAAAGUAGUAAAGGUUGAUGAAGUUGGUACCAUCGGGAGGAUGGGAGCAGGGAGUAUCAGACGGCCAAUCAGUGCUGGCGGAGCACCCGGUGAAGGACAGGCUGUUGCAUAG